CAAACAUCAGCUGACUAACCUGCUUUAUACAAAUUUUCCCAUUCAUUCAUUUUGAAUAUAAAUUUCCCAUUUUAUAUUUUUCCAUUUUUUCCUAGUUCACGAUGACUACAAACACAAACGACAUAGAUAAAAUUCGUAGCACAUUGGAUAGGCUCACUCUGGAUGCCUUAACAUUAAUGCAAGAAGAAAUCGAGCUCAAAAUAAAUGCAGAAAAUGCUAUGGUUGGAGGCGAAACACAUUUAGCAAAAACCAGAUACAUUUUAGGACAAAACAGUGUAUCCAGCAUACAACUGCCAACCGAAAACACUCCAGAAUUUGAUGCCCUAUUGGUAGUUCAUCAUUCCCAAGACGAAUACGGACAUGAAAAACUGGAUCUAGAAUCCCAAAAACCGGACAACGAACACCACAUCAACCCAAUAAAAUGGUUUGGAUAUAUGCAACCCCAACAUUUACAGCUUGCCCAAAAUCUUUACAGGCAAGCUGUACAGUGGCUCGUACAAGCAGCUAAUGUACAAUUAAGGCUUAGAGGAACUUGUCUUCAAAUUAAACAACUUAGAAAGCUCAAGGAGGAAGUUGCAGCUGAAGAAUAAUAAUUUUUUUGUGUAAGAUUUAUUAGAGAAUAUUUAUUUAAUAAAAGAUGAUAGCUUAAAUAUGUUCAUAGUUUACCACAUUAGAAUCAGCAGGUGAUCUGAAUGGAAAUGAGGCAUAAGUUGAAAUUUAAAAUUUAUUCAAAAAAAUAUCUUGGGGUAAUUUGUAGAAACCAGAACACAUAAGUUCUGUUCCAACAGACAUGAGAACCGUUCCAGAACCAGUUGCCCACCUAUUUUUCAUUGAGUUGAACGUUUAUCCUAAUUGAAAAAUGAAUUGAUCGACUAGAAAUUACCGUUCUGGAACGGUUCUCAUGCCUGUUGGAACAGAGCUAUAUAAAUUAUAAAUAAAUAGGAAAAAAUAAUUAGGUUUCAUAUAAAAAAAAUCACUUAGGUGCAAUAAAAUAAUUCCUGUCUGAAAGUUCUUUCUCGAUAGCUUGUUCCAUAGCAUCUAAAAAGUCAUAUACAUCUGGUUGGUUGCCUUUCAAAAAUAAAGCAUCAGCCAAAAAAGGUAUUUUUCUCAAUGAUCUUCCACUCAAACCAAUACUUUUUUCACAAAUUUUUGUUAGUCUUUGACUAAACCUGUCCCCUGUAUCACCUGCCUGAUCGCUAAUAUCAUCACCUUUGAUUAUAUUGACCUAAAACAUAGUUAUUUUCAUUUGUUUGACAAAUUAUUCCUGACUGCCCUUAUCAGUUCAGUAAUGCUCGAGUAGUAAAUAUUAUAAAUAGCUGGAAUUCCAGGUAGGCCCAAAUACUCCUUGACAUCUGCACGAUCCACAAAAGCCAAAUCUAUGGUUCCGGUUAGAUUGGACGUGGCCAAUAUCAGAACAUUUGGAUGUGGCAAUUUCAAAUGAUUAAAGAUUACACGAAAGUCUGGGACAGUUCUUAGACCUAUUGAGUAAACAAGACAAGAAUAAAAUGUUGAAACCAUUACCAGAAAAAUGAUAAGGAUUAAGCUACAUCUAAGAUAAUGUGGACAGACAGGAUUUAAUUGAAAUCUCAAAUAGGACAUUUGAGAUUCAAAAUUAGUUUUACCUGAAGAACAUUGAUCUCGAGCUCGUGUCAACGAUUCUACUUCGUCCAUAAGAACACACACUAAAAUGUUCUUGUCUUCACAUAUCAAUCUGAUUUUUGUGAACAUAUUAUGUACUAAUUUUGCACUCUACAAAAAAAGGAAUUUCAACGGAAAUAAAAUUUUGGGGUUUCUUUCAAACCUCAGAAAAAUAUUUGGAAAACAAACUGUGACUGUUGAUUUCAAUUAAACAUCCACCUGUAGGGAAUGAAUUUUUCAUUUGUAUACUAAGCUUUUGUGCCAGAGCUUUGCACAAAGAAGUUUUCCCUGUUCCAGGCGGUCCAUGAAGCAAAAUAACUUUGUUGCAAUUCACUAAUGUAGAAUUAACCUUUUUAUCUGAAAAUUUCAUCAUUGUUCUAGCAUAUUUUAGAAGCUAGAACCAAAAAACAAUAUGUUAGCAAACUGCUAGAUUUUCACAGUACAGUUACUUACAUUUCCUUUAAUGUUUUUUUCAUAGAACAGACUUUCCCAUAAUUGGAACAGACUUUUGGAAGGUAGACUUAUAUGACUUGCCAUGUUGACUUCGCAACCAUCCGAGUCGUUUUCGACAUGCAAACUGGCUUCAUCUGCAUCCAAGCUGUAGAUGAACCAAUUUACGUUGCAUUUUUUUAAGUCCAAAAUAAUUGUGACCUGAAAUUUAAUAGAAAAUAUAAAUACUUAAAAAAUAUUAAAACUAUUCAUGAGAGGAUAUAGAGAACUUUGAUAAUAAACAAAAUAAAGUAAUGGUUUUUACUGAUAUAGGUAGGUACCUAUUUUGAUAAAGGACACAGCAAUAAUGAGUUACAGAUACAUAGAAAUAAAAUAAGUGAUGAGCAAAUGCGAGACCAAGACCAAGAACGGGCUAGUCUUGGUCUUGCAUAUGCCGUCUUGGUCUUGCAGUCUAAUAAGUGGUCUUGGUCUUGCAUAAUAGGUUAUGGAUUGUGU
This is a messenger RNA of Ceutorhynchus assimilis (cabbage seed weevil), 2583 nucleotides long. Lineage: Eukaryota; Metazoa; Arthropoda; Insecta; Coleoptera; Curculionidae. The record is from the annotation of a GenBank genome assembly.